This is a messenger RNA of Nipponia nippon (crested ibis), 7056 nucleotides long. Lineage: Eukaryota; Metazoa; Chordata; Aves; Pelecaniformes; Threskiornithidae. The record is from RefSeq and is a predicted model, not a curated record.
AUGGGUCUUGGCUGCCUCAGGGAGGUGUCUUUCCGCAAGGAUGAAGAAGCCCUACAAGGGCAGUAUCAGCAGGUAAAUGUUCCUGAAGACCAAGCAGACAAGUUGCUCCUUGCAAGCUGGGGUCUUCCCAAAGCAGUUCUGGAGAAAUACCGCAGUCUGGGAGUAGUACAGAUGUUUGAAUGGCAAGCAGAAUGCCUAACGCUCGGACAAGUUCUGGAAGGGAAGAACCUAGUUUACUCAGCUCCUACCAGUGCUGGCAAGACUCUUGUUGCAGAAUUGCUUAUUUUGAAGCGAGUCCUGGAGACUCGUAAGAAAGCUCUUCUCAUCCUUCCCUUUGUCUCUGUGGCCAAGGAGAAAAAAUGUUAUCUGCAGGCCCUGUUUCAGGAGGUGGAUGUGAGAGUUGAAGGUUACAUGGGAAGCCUGUCUCCUGCUGGACAUUUCUCUACCCUGGAUGUUGCUGUCUGCACCAUUGAGAAAGCCAACGGUCUAAUCAAUAGACUAAUAGAAGAAAACAAAAUGGACUCACUGGGAGUGGUGGUUGUGGAUGAGUUGCACAUGCUGGGAGACUCUCAUCGUGGAUAUCUGCUGGAACUCCUUCUGACCAAAGUUAGAUAUGUUACAGAGAAGGUUGCAAAACGACAAGCGAAGAUGACCGGUCCCGGUUUUGGUGGGAUACAGAUAGUAGGCAUGAGUGCUACCCUCCCUAACUUGGGACUCCUAGCCUCGUGGUUAGAUGCAGAGCUAUACUGUACGGAUUUUCGCCCUGUGCCCCUCAAGGAGUGGGUGAAAAUUGGCAGCAACAUUUAUGAUUCCUCCAUGAAUUUAGUGCGAGAAUUCCAGCCCAAACUUCAGCUGAAGGGAGAUGAAGACCAUGUUGUGAGCCUGUGUUAUGAGACUGUUUGUGAUGGCCAUUCAGUCCUGCUUUUCUGUCCAUCCAAGAACUGGUGUGAGAAGCUGGCAGACAUCAUUGCCAGGGAAUUCUACCAUUUGCAACAGGCUGAGAGUUCUACAAAAAACUCAGCCCUUUCCCCAGUUGUUGUGGACAGAGAAGAGAUUGAUGAGGUUCUGGAUCAGCUAAAGCGUUCUAUCUCAGGUCUGGACUCUGUGCUCCAACGUACUUUGCCAUGGGGAGUGGCAUUUCAUCAUGCAGGUCUUACUUUGGAUGAACGGGACAUCAUUGAAGGAGCCUUUCGCCAGGGCUUGAUUAGAGUCCUAGCAGCAACCUCCACGCUCUCGUCUGGAGUGAAUUUGCCUGCACGCCGAGUAAUUAUACGAACUCCCAUGUUUGGUGGCAAACUGCUGGACGUUCUCACUUACAAGCAGAUGGCUGGAAGGGCUGGCAGGAAAGGAGUAGACACAGAGGGUGAGAGCAUUUUAGUUUGCAAGCCCUCAGAAAGAUCAAAAGGAGCUGCUCUGCUUCAGGGAUCUCUCAAGCCUGUUUGCAGUUGUUUGCUUGGAAGAGAAGGGGAAGGUGUUGCUUCUAGCAUGAAAAGAGCAAUACUUGAGAUCAUAGUGGGGGGAGUGGCCAACACUCCAGAGGACGUGCAGACCUAUGCUUCUUGCACUCUUCUUGCAUCCAGCUUGAAAGAAAGCAAGUGGGGAAAUGAGAAAGCAGAAGACAAAGUGCAGACUGGACCUAUCGAGGCUUGUGUGGCAUGGCUGCUGGAAAAUGAAUUCAUUCAGAUUCUGGACUCCGGUGAUGAUGCGAAAGCAAAGGUUUAUCAUCCAACACAUCUUGGCUCAGCUACUCUUUCCUCUUCUCUUUCACCAACUGAAGCCAUGGAAAUCUUUGCUGACUUGCAGCGAGCUAUGAAAAGCUUUGUUCUGGAGAAUGAUCUGCAUAUUGUCUAUUUGGUCACCCCACUGUAUGAGGAGUGGACCACAAUUGAUUGGUAUCAGUUUUUCUGCUUAUGGGAGAAGCUGCCCGCCUCAAUGAAACGUGUGGCUGAGCUGGUGGGGAUUGAAGAAGGCUUUCUGGCUCGCUCUGUAAAGGGCAAAAUCAUAGCUAAAACAGAGAAACAGCAUAGACAAAUGGCCAUCCACAAAAGGUUUUUCACCAGUCUUGCCCUUGUGGAUUUAAUCAGUGAGGUUCCCUUAAUGGAUAUGACUAAGAAAUAUGGCUGUAGUCGUGGCCAGCUUCAAUCCUUGCAGCAGUCUGCUGCCACCUAUGCAGGAAUGGUAACCGUUUUCUGUAAGCGACUGGGCUGGCACAACAUGGAGCUGUUGCUCUCUCAGUUCCAGAGCCGCCUCACUUUUGGGGUUCAUAGGGAGCUUUGUGACCUGGUACGAGUGUCCCUGCUGAAUGCACAGCGUGCUAGGAUGCUGUACAACGCUGGCUUCGUCACAGUGGCUGAUCUUGCUAAAGCCAGUCCUGAGGAUGUGGCAGCUGCUCUGAAGAAUUCAGUACCAUUCAAAAGUGUUCGUAGAGCUGUGGAUGAAGAUGAAGAAUCAGCAGAGGAGCGUCGGACUGUGCGCAGCCUCUGGAUGGCUGGAAUGAAAGGCUUAACCGAAAGAGGAGCAGCUUCCCUCAUUGUGGAGGAAGCCAGGGGACUUCUCCAGCAGGAUUUGGCACUGAUGGGAGUGCAGUGGAACCCAGAGUCCUUUCUCGAGUCUGAUACGUCCUCUAUGAUCAGCAGUGAGUCAGAACUGGAAGACAGACUGCGUAGAUCAAAUAGAGAGCAGUCUUCUGAGCCUUCUAGGGUGUUAAACAAAAAAGGGUGCAGAGUUCAACAUCAUAAUGGCCUUGGCUCUCACACUGGAAACUUAUCAAAUAUUAAAAAGGGUUAUAAAAGGCAACUAAGCGGUAGUACAGAAAACUCCAGAUUUGAGUGUGAAGUCCCAGGCAGGACACAGGCUCGAGCAGAGGAAGGCAAUGAUGAUAUUGUGUACAGUGCUAGAAAGCGGCCAAAUAUGUGCAGAGAUAAUGAAAACAUAGAAGGAAUUUCUCUGGUCAAAACCAAGACUGAUUCCAGGAGAGCAAUUCCAGAACUCCCUACUGAACAAGGAAAAACACCAACAUUGAGAACAAAGUCUUCAGCCUCUAGAUUGAUAAAAAGUAUGGACAUGCAUUUAAACCGGACUAGGAACAAAAAUGCUGCUUCAAAACUGGAGAGGUCACUUCUUGAAGAUUCAAAUGCUAGCUGUGCUGAGGUGAUGAUUGGUAAGCAGCAGAUGGCUUUAGACACAGAUCACUGUAACGUAACUGCUACAAGUGGACAUGUCCAUGGUGGCAGCAGGAUACAGAAGCCUGUGCGUUUUUGUCCUGGUGAGGAUAAAUCCUACCAUAUUAAGAUUCAGAAUGGUGGCAAAAGUGGGAGCGAAAAGCCCAAUGGAAUAUUGUUACAAGCUGGAGCACUGCAGAAAGCCAACAGUCAUCCUAAGAAUUUUCUGAAAGACUCUCUAGUAAAAUCCAGAGGUAUUUGCAAUGCAGAUGAUGUUCAGAACGGUCCAUCCUCUGAUCUGUUUUCUGACUCUGGAGACUUUGAAGACAGCUUCCAGUUGGAUACUCAAACCGAGAUGAUGAUAAAACAGGAGGGAGCAGGUGGAAUCACAGGACAGCAGGGAAUACAAGGUUCAGGGCUGGCAGCAAUACCACGUCAGGAAAUCUCCAAGAAACUAAGCACUUCAUGGACUGAGAAUGCUACUGAUGAAAGACUGGCUGCAACAGUUAGGAAACUGGGCUUAUCGAGUCUUAUCACAACAAGUAACAUCACAAAAAACACAGCUCAGCACUGCAGUAAUAAAGUUUUGGAGUCUGGAGGCAUUAAUUUACAGCCCAUAGUGAAGGAAAUGGAAUCUGCACCUUGCCUUAAAGAAAGCGAUUUCUCUGUGACCGACUCCCAGCUACACAGUUUUCUACAAGAUUACCAGACCCAAAAUUCAGUGAAAGGGGAGAGUGUGUCUAAAGACCGUAAUAAAACAAUCUCCCCUUUUGGUAGGGAGCACAUUGUACAAGUAGAAUGCCAUCCUGUCCCCGAAACAAGCCUGAAUAUGAGCGAUAGCUUGCUGUUUGAUGAUAGCUUCAGUAAUGUCAGCGACCUUUCAGCUGUUCACAUCACAGAAGCUGACAGAAAGGAGCCUGUGGAGAAGCAAGAGGCUUUGCUUCCUCCAGAUGGUCUUUUGCAGAACCUAAGACCUGUUCAGAAUAAAUUUGAUGUCAGUGGCAAUCAGAAAGAGCAUGAGGCUCCUGUGCAGCGUAAAGAUGUGUCUCUAGCAUUCUCUGACCUAAUAGCUGAAGUUUUAGAUCAUGCAAAUUCCCCAUCUUUCCUGGAAGAUCUUCCUUCUACAUUUCAUGGUCAGCCAGGAUUAAGAAACCCAGUGAUUUGUAACAAUGACUUCAGACCAAAGGAAUUAGUAGGAGAUCGAGGUGAAAAGCUCCAGAGAAGCCAGCAAGCUUUAGACAAGAAAACCCAUCCAGUGGUGUGGACUGAACACUCAUUCGAAUUAAGCCCAGGAUUGCAGGAUGUAUUAGACAAAUGGCCGAGUCCUUCAGGCAUUGAACCAGUUUCAAUAGGCUCCUGUUUGAAAGGAAAGAAGAGACAAGUCGCCUGCGUGAAUGAAAGGCAGGUGAUUCAGUUACAGCAGAAUAGUGAGGGCAAUGCAAAGCAGCAGGUAGAAACACUCCAGGUCAGUCUUGGGAGUAUAGACCCAAUUGAGACUGAUGAGAUAAAAGAUGAUUCCGCUAUAGACCAAGGCUUUUCACUGCAGCUAUCUCAGGAUGUUUUUCCGCUCAUUCCCUUAAGCGCUGAAAGUUUCACUAUUAUUGAUGUAGCAAGCGACAAGGCACUUUUCCAGACUUUUGUUGCAGAAUGGAAGGAGAAAAGCAGAUUCUCCAUCUCAGUGGCAUGCGAAAGAACAAAAUGUCUUUUGUCUCCCAAAUCAACGAUUGGUGGCAAAUUCAAAAAAGUAAGUUCUCCUCAGUGGAUGCAAGUUAAAGAUGACGGAUUUCCUGUCCAAGGCUGCGAAGACAUCUUGGUAGUUGGACUGGCAGUAUGUUGGGGUGGAAAAGAUGCCUACUAUAUCUCUUUGCAGCAGAUACAAGACCAGACUGAAAUCAGUAUGAGUUUGGCACCGCCACCUUUGGACAAAAACCUAUCUGUAACAGAGAGACUGUAUCAUCUGCAACUGCACCUGCAGAAGAAGCCCAAGCAGGAGCGCUCACUUGUCAUGUAUAACUUCAUUCAGCACUAUAAGACUCUGGUGAUGGCUUGUGGCAUCUCCUUGGAAGGAAGUUUUGAGGACCCAAAGGUUGCAUGUUGGCUGCUUGAUUCUGGCUCUAAGGAACGUACGCUUCACAACAUGGUGACUAACUUUCUCCCCAACGAGCUACCUCUACUGGAAGGGGUAGGCACUGGCCAAGGGGUGCAGAGCCUGGGGCUUAGCGCCAGCGGAGAUCAUUCUGGGCGGUACAGAGCAGCAAUAGAGUCUGUGCUUAUCUUCAAUGUCAUGAACCAACUCCAUCAUGAAUUACAGAAGGAAAAUCUGACAGAAGUAUUUUCUAAAGUGGAGAUGCCCACCCAUUAUUGCUUGGCUCUGCUGGAGCUGAAUGGCAUUGGUUUUAGCACAACAGCAUAUGAAACCCAGAAACAGGUCAUGCAAGCCAAACUGAGCGAGAUUGAGACCAAGGCGUAUCAGCUGGCAGGCCACAGCUUCUCCUUGACCAGCCCUGAUGACAUUGCAGAGGUUUUGUUCCUGGAGCUGAAGUUGCCACAAAAUGGAGAUGUGAAAGUUCAAGGGAACAAGAAAACUCUGGGUUACACCAGAAGAGCAACUGCUAAAGGAAACAGGGUUAGGUUGAGCAAGCAGUUCAGUACAACCAAGGAUGUUUUAGAGAAAUUAAAGACACUUCACCCAUUGCCAGGGCUGAUACUGGAAUGGAGGAGGAUCAACAAUGCCAUUACUAAAGUGGUGUUUCCACUACAGAGGGAAAAGCGAUUGAAUUCUGCGCUGGGAAUGGAAAGGAUAUAUCCAGUGUCACAGACUCACACAGCUACAGGUCGAAUAACCUUCACAGAGCCAAAUAUCCAGAACGUGCCAAGAGAUUUUGAGAUUGAAAUGCCAACUGUGGUUGAAGAAAGCCCACCCUCGCGAGCCCAUGGAAAUGUUAAUUGUCGUGCUGUUUCUGGGGGCAGAUGUAGAAAGCGUUCCAGUAUUUUGCGUAAUGGCCUAAAGGUUCAGACUGAAGACAGACCCAAAGAAAGAGGAAUACCAUUUUCUGUUAGCAUGAGGCAUGCCUUUGUUCCGUUCCCAGGUGGCUUAAUCUUGGCUGCUGAUUACUCUCAGCUUGAACUGAGGAUCCUUGCUCAUUUGUCUUGUGACUGUCGACUCAUUCAAGCCUUGAACGGGGGUACUGAUGUCUUUAAGAGCAUUGCAGCAGAAUGGAAAAUGAUUGAUCCUGAAGCUGUUGGAGAGAGGACCAGGCAACAAGCUAAACAGAUUUGCUACGGAAUCAUCUAUGGAAUAGGAGCAAAAUCUUUAGGCGAGCAGAUGGGGAUUGAUGAAAACGAAGCUGCCAAUUACAUUGAAUCCUUCAAAUCAAGAUACACAGGGAUUCAGAAAUUCUUGAGGGAGACAGUGAGGAGCUGCAGGAGAGAUGGGUUUGUGCAGACCAUCCUGGGAAGACGGAGAUACCUGCCAGCUAUCAAAGAUCCAAACCCCUACAGUAAAGCUCAUGCAGAGCGACAGGCUGUGAAUACAACUGUUCAGGGAUCUGCUGCAGACAUUGUCAAAACAGCCACUGUGAACAUUCAGAGACGCCUGGAAGCUUUCUCCUCUGUGAUCAAGUCCCACGGACAUCUGGAGAGCUCCUUCCAGAGAGAUAAGACUGGAAGGCUAGCGAGGAAGAGAAACAGAGGGAUGUUACAUCCUAUCAGCGGAGGUUUCUUUAUCCUCCAACUCCAUGAUGAGCUCCUCUAUGAAGUUGCAGAGGACGAUGUCAUCCAGGUCGCUCAGAUUGUCAAACACGAGAUGGAAAACGCCAUCAAACUCUCAGUAAAACUGGAUGUUAAAGUGAAAAUUGGACCUAGCUGGGGAGACCUGCAGGACCUGGAGCUCUGA